Molecule: messenger RNA, 4032 nt
Organism: Hippocampus comes (tiger tail seahorse)
Lineage: Eukaryota; Metazoa; Chordata; Actinopteri; Syngnathiformes; Syngnathidae
Gene: ntng2b
Product: netrin g2b
Exons: 9
Coding region: 642-2294 (550 amino acids)
Biological process (GO): axonogenesis; animal organ morphogenesis; tissue development
Source: RefSeq, a predicted model, not a curated record
UGCGGCAGAAGCCUGUGCACACUUUACGUCGUUGCAGCUCGGGACCACCUGGGAUGGGGACCGGGCAGGGUGCACCGCCCUUGCUGAAUGAGAAUGUGGGCGGGGCCCGGGGCGUGAGGACCGGAUAGUGAUUGAAAGUGACUAGCAGAAGGAUUUGGGUUGGGUAUUAGAGAGAUAGAGAGAAAGAGAGAGAGAGAGAGAGAGGGAGCGAGAGAGAGGGAGAGGGGUGGGGGGGAUGGGCGAGUGAGGGAGUGAGCGCCCUUCAGCAUCCCGAGUAAAGCUCGUAAAGUGUGCAAGAGAAGCAGGAAGAAGAGGAGGCGCGGAAACAACAGCGGAUGAUCGGCGCCGGUCCCGCCAGGAGAGGGGAGGACGGCGACCGUCCCGCGGAUGCGCGCGACUAGACAAUCAAGAGGGCCGGAGACACGGCCCUGACCUCGGCUUUGAGGCACGUAACUGUGUGAACGCCAUCCCGCACUCUCGGCGGCACUAUGGUUAAACUGCACGCCAGGAUCAUUCCCCAAAAGCAAACCCCGAAAGCCCAAUCGAGAAAGGAAGAGUGUCCCGGAUCCGUCCCGGGGGACAUUUGCAGUCACUUCUUCAUCGGCCAGUGAAAGUCAACCGAGGAUGUCCGACGUCUCCCUAUGAUCGGCACCCCAUGCGCGUCGCCCCUCCACCGAGCCCCGACCGCCACCCCGCCUGCCAUGCUCCUUUGGGUAGCGCUCUUGCUGCUGCACUGCUCGGCCUCCGCGCUGGGGGGCCAGUACGAGCUAUGCAAGUCUCUGGUGAGCACGGAUGACGGCUCCGUGUGGGAGCAUUACGCGUGCCAGCCUCGGGCUGAGUCCAUGAAAGACUACAUGAGGAUCAAGGUGGACCCGCCCGGCGUCACGUGCGGGAACCCGCCCGAGAGGUUCUGUACCCUGGAGAACCCAUAUCUGUGCAGCGAUGAAUGCGACGCCUCCAAUCCGGACUUGGCGCACCCUCCUCAGCUGAUGCAGGACCGCGAACGCAACGGUCUACUGACCUACUGGCAGACUGUCACGUGGAGGCGCCACCCGGAGCCCCUGCUAGCCAACAUCUCCAUGUCGUGGAACAAGAGUCUGGAGCUUACCGACGACAUCCACAUCACCUUCGAGUACGGCCGGCCCACCAUCAUGAUCUUGGACAAGUCCACGGACCAUGGCCGCUCCUGGCAAGCGUACCAGUACUACGCCGACGACUGCCUGGAUGCCUUCGGCAUGCCGGCCAAGCGCGUACGCGACCUGACGCCCGCCAACAUCACUCGCGUAAUCUGCACCGAGCAGUACUCACGCUGGGUGGGCUCCAAGAGCAACAAGAAUGUCACGUUGGAGGUACGGGCGCGCUUCGCUAUCUUCGCCGGCCCGCGGCUGCACAACAUGGACAGCCUGUACACGCGCAUGGAGAGCAUGAAGGGACUAAGGGACUUCUUCACCUUCACCAACCUCAGGCUGAGGCUCCUCAGACCCGCCCUGGGAGGCACGUACGUGCAGCGGGACAACCUGCUCAAGUACUUCUACGCCAUCUCCAACAUCGAGGUGCCUGCCAGGUGCAAGUGUAACCUCCAUGCCUCCCAGUGCCUGCUGCAGGACGGCAAUCUGCAGUGCCAGUGUGAGCACAACACCACGGGCCAGGACUGCCAGCGCUGCAAGAAGGGCUUCAAGGCCAAGUCGUGGAAGGCCGGCUCCUACCUGCCCGCACCUAACGGAACCCCCAACACCUGUACGAUUGCUGGUUCGCCCUCCGGUUCUAACUGUGAAUGCUACGGCCACUCCAACCGCUGCAGCUACCUCGAGUUCCUGAAAAUUGUCACGUGCGUCAGCUGCAAGCACAACACCCGGGGCCAGAACUGCCAACACUGCAGACUGGGUUACUUCCGCAACACCUCUGCUGAGCUGGAUGACGAGAGCGUCUGCAUCGAGUGCAACUGCAACCAGAUGGGCUCCGUCCACGACCGUUGCAACGGCACGGGCUUCUGCCAGUGCAAAGACGGCACCACCGGGGCCAAGUGUGACGAGUGUCUGCCGGGCUACUACUGGAAACAAGGCUGUUACCCUAAUGUUUGCGACGAGGAGAUGCUCCUGUGCCAGAACGGCGGGACGUGCUACCAGAACCAGAAAUGCGCCUGCGCCCCCGAGUUCAAGGGGGUGCUGUGCCAACAGUCGCGCUGCGAGGCGGGCAAGGACUGCAACGGCGCCACCGCGUGGCAGCCCUCCACCACCGCCUUGCUGCUUUGCACUCUGCUCGCCUGCCUGCUCGCCAUGCCGCCGCCCCACUGAGCCGCCGCCUGCACACAACCCACGAUUGUCUAUACACCACUAUUGAAAAGUUUGAGAUAUUUGGAUUCAGGGUGGAAAUUCAGGACAAACCUAAAAUGCACAAGAAACUUUAGAGGUGACUUAGUUUGACCUUCUCUAAAAUGACCAUAACUGCAAUAAGUUUGGUUUGACACUCCUGGCUUAGAGUGUCAGAGUGUGUCAUCUGCAGGUUGCAAAAGUGAUCCAGAAAGGCUGCAAGAGUUGCAGAAAAAUGCACAGAGUAUUAUAAUAGCAUUACCAUCAUUGUAAUUUAAAAAAAAAAAGAAUUGCACUACAAGAACAGCCAAUGUUUGAAGUAAUGCAGCACGACAGUCAGUGAGACACUAAAUAGCAACAAAGUAAAAGAAAAAAAGUACCAAAAGAGGCAAUUUAGCUUAAUGCUAACACGUAAUGAAAUGCCCAUUGAUGGGCUCACAAAUAGCAUCAGUCACGCCAUGAUAAUUCUUUUAGCAACAAAUACUUGAAGCAAACAGUGACGCAACAUAUCAACAGAUGACAUAACAAUACUUGCACGCAUAAAUUCUUUAUCCUCUACGAAUAACUCAUACUUUUACAGCUUACCAAGCAAUUGUGAGCAUCUUCAUGAAUAUAUGUUUUUCUGUAUUAUACUGCACCCAAGUGGUCAUGGUGCAUACACCACAGUGUCCAGUGAAAUGAACCAAAAAAAAUGUGUCAAAAAAUGUUUCGUUCUUUAAAUAUUAAAUUAUGUCAUGACUGUAUACCGUCGGUCAUAACUUGGGUCAGCUCGGGUCAAAAUAAGUUCAGCUGUGAAGGUUCAAUUGCAUUUUAGGUUCAUUCUGAAAUUUCACCAAAGCGGAACUUUUUGGUGAAUUGCGUGUACACGAGUAUGUGUGACCGCAGCACUCACUAAACACACGCACACACACUCACAAGGACACACAAGCCCACUAAGACACACCUCACAGGACUGAUGGAGUGUGUGUGCUCAGGUGCCCGAUGGACAAAAACAUGACAAUGAAAAAAACGAAAGCAAAAGAGACACAGGUGGAAAAAAAAAAAAGAAUAAUAUAUAUUGCAUAUAAUCAUACCAACCACUGUUCCCUUUAUUCCUGAGCAGGAGCAAUGUGCAUUAAACCAAAAAAAAAAAAUAGCAGAAUCACCUAAAUCAUCACUAUUUCACUUGAAAAUGGAAUGGCUGUCAACGCGAGGUUUUUGUUUGUUUUUUAGGGGGGCUUGCGAAGAGGCAAGCCGAGACCAGCGCGGUCCACCACGAGAACCAGGCUUCAUUUUUUGCCAAGAACAAAACACAAAAAAAAAAAACCACAGACUUGUACUCUUUCUGCUGCAUUUUGUGUUCCAACCAUAUCUUAAGUCCAUGUAUCUAAUGUGCCCACUUAACUGUUCGCUGAGAUUCUACAUAUAUUAUGAUAUUAUAUCAUAGCCAACGGGUUACGGCAGAUAGAUUUAGUCACAGUAUUACGGUUGCUGUGAGAAUGAGUGAUUGCCACCACACUUUAGCCAGACUUAAUCUUCGCACAGUAUACGGGAAGAAGUGUCAACCAGAGCGAGAAUGAAUAAUAUAUGGCAUUAUUUGAAUAUUUUUUGUAGAAAUUAUUUUUCCUUUCAGGUUACAAUAAAUUAUGGAGGGAAAAAAAAAAAGAAGUGACGUUUGCAACAAUCUGGGUGAGCAUUUUAUUACAUCCAUGUGGAAGUUUUGCAGUAAAUGAGUGGUAUUUGC